Lactuca virosa is the source of this 567-nucleotide messenger RNA. NCBI's taxonomy places the organism in Eukaryota, Viridiplantae, Streptophyta, Magnoliopsida, Asterales, Asteraceae. The record is from the annotation of a GenBank genome assembly.
AUGAUGCAUGGUCCUUGUGGUAGUGAUAAUCCUAAAUGCCCAUGCAUGAUUGAUAACAAGUGUUCAAAAAACUUCCCAAAGACAUUCACAGAGCAUACUUCGGUUGAUGAAAAUGGUUAUCCAAUAUAUAGAAGACGUAAUGAUGGAUCUUUUGUUGAAAAGUCUGGUGUUAAGUUAAACAAUAGAAGUGUGGUUCCAUAUCACAAACUCCUUUUGAAAAGAUACCAAGUUCACAUUAAUGUUGAGUGGUGCAAUCACAGUGCUUCUAUCAAAUAUUUGUUAAAAUAUAUUAACAAGGGUCCUGAUCGGGCUACUAUUGAGGUUGUACAAAGCAACAACGCAGAUGAUAAUGAUGAUCCAGUUAAUGAAAUAAAAAACUACUAUGAUUUUAGAUAUUUUUCUACAUGUGAAGCUUCGUGGCGUAUAUUCGUAUUUGACGUUCAUUUUCGGACUCCUUCUGUUGUGAGGCUUACUUUUCAUCUUCCCGGACAACAAAAUGUUGUAUACGGUGUUGACGAUGAUAUUAAAGAUGUCCUCAAUAAACAGUCUCUUCUUCGAUGUUCUUAG